UCGACUGCUUGCAUAUAGUCGCGAUAGUAAACAGACUUGCCAGUUAUUUAUCAGUCAUUUAAUCAUCGACGGAUAACGAGUUGAGAUUAGAACAUGUUAUAUAUGGAAAGGCUAGCAUUGUUCAUUGUCAAAGUGAAAAGUAUCUAGUAGUCACGACUGCUGUCUUAUCUCUGAUCUUCUCACGCUUUCGUUUGCUUCCACGUCUGAAGCAGAUUUUUAUGCAACAAUAUGUUUCGCUCUUGGUUCAACAGAUAUUCGUCUUUUCCAUCGAUCGCCAACUAUCGCGUACAUCGAGGAGACGUCUUCAAUCCGGGAAACUCGCUAAUCGAUCGUUGUCGAAACGAGAAACGAUUUAAUCACAAUCAGCAAGAAAAUCUGGCCCGGAUAGCCCGCGGAGGGGACCUACCGUUAAGGGAAGAAACCAUCGGAAAAUUAUUGGGAACAGCAGCGGAAAGGUGGCCGGAUCAAGAAUGCGUGGUUUCCGUUCAUCAAAAUAUACGCCUGACGUUCUCAGAGUGUUUACGUCGCGCCGAUCGUUUGGCAGCGGGAUUGAUCAAAUUGGGGAUGAGACCCGGCGAUCGUAUAGGAAUGUGGGGUCCGAACGACGUCGAAUGGUUGUUGAGCUUCUUUAGCGCCGCCAGAGCGGGCUUGAUCCUAGUCGCGAUCAAUCCGACGUACCAGAUGAACGAGAUCAACUACUGUUUACAAAAGGUUGGCGUGAAAGCUGUGAUAGCUCCCGCCAGUUUCAAGAUGCAAGACUAUCCACGCAUGCUGUUGGAGGCGCGACAAACGUGUCCCACAUUGGAGCACAUAAUUAUCCAUUCGAAGGAUCACGUGACGGGAACUCAUCGUUUCUGCGACGUGGAGGAACUCGCGUCGAAGAUCGAGGUGGAGAGGAUCGCAGCCCAGCAAGACGAGAUAUCCUGCUACGAGGGUACCGACAUACAAUUCACCUCGGGAACCACAGGGAAGCCGAAGGCUGCGUUCCUGUCGCAUUGGUCCCUCGUGAAUAACGCGAUACAGGCUGCGAAAAGAUCGGAACUCGCCGUCGGGCACAAGGUUUGCCUAAACGUACCGCUCUUUCACGCGUUUGGGUUAGUUAAAGGUUUGCUUUCCUCGUUUACCGCCGGCACCACUCUGGUGCUGCAAGGACGCUCGUUCAAUCCCGUGCAGUCGAUCGAAGCGAUAGUUCGAGAGAAGUGCAACGUUGUUUAUGGAACGCCAACGAUGUGGAUCAAUAUGCUGGACGCUCAUCAACGACUUCAACCUCCGCCGAUAACUCUGUUCGCUGGCUUCACCGGUGGUUCACCUGCGUCACCGGAGCUCUUUCGAAAAAUAAGGGACCGCUUUCGUUUCGACAAUAUGAAGACGAUAUUCGGAUUGACGGAGACAGCGGCGGUGAUUUUCCAAUCGUUGCCCAACGAGGACCACCAUUUGACGGAGAACACCGUUGGGCAUCUGGCGGACCACGUCGAAGCAAUGGUGGUGGAUGAGAAUGGAUCACCCGUACAAUUUGGUUCUCCAGGAGAGCUUUGGAUACGUAGCUACUGCAACAUGAAGGGUUACUGGCAGGACGAAGAGAACACACGAAAAACUUUGACCGAAGACGGUUGGCUAAAAACCGGUGAUCAAUUCGUGUUGGAAUCAAAUGGGUACGGACGGAUAGUCGGGAGGCUGAAGGAUAUGCUGAUACGAGGCGGAGAGAAUAUUUACCCUAAGGAGAUCGAGGACUUAUUGAUGACGCAUCCUCUGAUGCUGGAGGCGCAAGUUAUAGGCGCCUACGAUAGCGUCUACGGCGAGGAAGUGUGCGCAUGCGUGCGCCUCCAAGCAGGCGCCAGUCUUACCAAGGAACAAUUGCGGGAGUACUGCAAGGGACGAAUCGCGCCCUUUAAAAUACCUCGUUACGUGGUGUUCGUCGAUGAGUAUCCGAAGACAGCCAGCGGGAAAAUACAGAAGCAUAUAAUGAAGAAAGAAUUGGAAGAAAAGGGGAUAAUCCCUACGGCACCCAGUCACGAUGCACCUAGUUUAAAUAUACCGAUUAAGAGCUAAUCUUGGAAGGAUAAAACGUUGCUGUGUAUAGGACAAGAUAAACUCUGUCUAGUCGAUUUACACAAACGUAUGCAAGCGAUACGGACUUAAAAAUAAGGUUCUUCUAUAUUUUUUCUUUUUGUUAUUGAUACUGUUAUCGCAGAGGUGAAGAUAAAAUGGUCGACGCGAGCAUAUAAAGGUAUCUUGAAGAUACGUUCGGUUGUGACAGAUGGCGCCACGUGUUCUAGCCAUCUCCUCUGUGUUUGGCAAGGUAGAAAACUAUUCCAAAUCAGUGAUGCACAAACAUAAAUAUCGAAAUAAUAUUUUAUUUCCAAUUUU
Osmia bicornis bicornis is the source of this 2367-nucleotide messenger RNA. It is a transcript of the gene Acsf2, whose product is annotated as medium-chain acyl-CoA ligase ACSF2, mitochondrial. Gene Ontology annotation, molecular function: medium-chain fatty acid-CoA ligase activity. Lineage: Eukaryota; Metazoa; Arthropoda; Insecta; Hymenoptera; Megachilidae. The record is from RefSeq and is a predicted model, not a curated record. Bases 229 to 2049 code for a protein of 606 amino acids. Gene Ontology annotation, biological process: fatty acid metabolic process. The transcript is spliced from 8 exons.